CACUGUAAAACCAAACAGUCAACGAUCCUUCCAAGUCUACUGUGAUAUGACAACUAAUGGAGGGGGAUGGACUUUGAUCGGUCGCUUUUCUAACAGCGACACAAAGAACUGGAUGAGAGACGAUGCCUYCUGGUGGUAUGACGUCAUGACAGGUCAAGGAAGCACCACAAGUACGUCUGUCAAUCAAGACAUGAUAUCCCCCGCCUUCUGGUCACUUUCAGGCAGCGAGAUCAAGAUCACACGAUCUGAUGAUUCAACUCACACUGCUCUACUACGAACCACAUCCAACUGUCUGGGAUACCGUACAUUUCGUUCAAAGAUAACAAGCUAUGGGAACUUCCGCAACGGUGUCGUCUGGGCAAAGGACAGAUGUCUUGGAAGCUGUAGUGUAGCGUAUGGUGGUCAAUACUCCUCUACUGAUGGAUUCUCUCAAGCACGAUGUAGUGGUAACAUUCAAAGCAGUGAUAGGAUUGGGUUUUGGUGUCAUUGGGCCGCCGGUGAUGGAGCAGUGAUGAUGAUUGGUGGAGGUGGUGACGCAUGCGCACGAGCUGACCAUGGUAUUGGUAUUACAGAAGAGAACGCAGCUGAUUUUGUCACCACAGAGGUUGAGUGUGACUUCGGAGUUGUUGUAGCCCAAGAAAGUGGUGUUUGUCAGUCAUCACCGUAUGCACUUAAUUUGUGGAUUCGAUGA
Molecule: messenger RNA, 691 nt
Organism: Actinia tenebrosa (Australian red waratah sea anemone)
Lineage: Eukaryota; Metazoa; Cnidaria; Anthozoa; Actiniaria; Actiniidae
Source: RefSeq, a predicted model, not a curated record